ACUGCCUAUCAGUGCCUACCAGUGCCUCAACACUCACUACCAGUGCCUCAAACGCUACCUAACAGUGCCUUCAGUGCCACCAAAGCCACAGAGUGUCCCACUAUUGUCGACACUAAACACAUCCAAUACUGGCCAUCACUUAUGGCCACUGUUCACCACUUAUGGACCAAAUUGUGUGUCCAGAGGUGUGACACCAAACAUGCUUUGAUACCAACAAUGAUUACCACAAAUCUCGCCAAUAAGUGUGAACCAUCCCAAGCGAGUCCACACUAUCAACCGCUGGCCGCCGAUGUCUCCCUUCUCACCCGGACUUCUUGGGUGGACGCCAAGACUGCCCUCAACCAAAUCGAUAAGGGCAAAGCGUCGGGCAAUGCAUCGGCACUUUGGGUGCGAACCAAACUCCAGACAUAUCUCUACGAUUUGGGUCUUUUCAUACAGAAAAAUGCCGGAAAAGUACUGUUUGUCGGACUUCUGGUACUCAUCACGUUCUGUGUGGGCCUGAAAUCGGCCACAAUUGAGACCAAUGUCGAGCGGCUAUGGGUUGAAGAGGGCGGAAGACUCGAGAAGGAGAUGAAAUACAUCCGAACCACUUUAGGAGAGGGUUUUGGGAGCACUAAUCAAAUUGUGAUCCAAACUCCAAAGAGCACCGGAGCCACUGUUCUCCAUGAAAGCGCUCUAUUACUACACCUCCAGGCCAUGAAAGUGGCCACUAAAGUGACUGUUGAUAUGUUUGAAGUGACGUGGAGACUCAAAGACAUUUGUUAUUCGCCGAGUAUUCCCAGCUUUGAUACUCAUUAUAUCGAUUCAAUGCUUGAGAAUCUGUUCCCAUGCGCUAUAAUCACACCAUUGGACUGUUUCUGGGAGGGCGCCAAACUCCUGGGCCCCGAAUUCCCGGUCCCUAUUCCUGGACUCGGUAUUAACGUCCAGUGGAUUAACUUAAAUCCCGAGCUUCUCAUCGAAACAAUGAUGUCUUCAAUGAGAGGACCAGAGGGUCAACCGAACACUUUCCCAUUUUCAACACUCGUUAAAUUCAUGAAAAGGGCUGGAAUAACGUCUGCCUACCAAAAGAAGCCCUGUUUAGAUCCAACAGACAUCAACUGUCCGUCAACCGCACCAAACAAACAGUCGGGUCUGACACCAGAUAUUGGCGCCGAGUUGACCGGUGGGUGCUAUGGGUUCGCCACUAAAUUCAUGCAUUGGCCCGAAGACCUCAUCAUCGGUGGUGUCAAGAAGAAUAAAACGGGUCAUAUAGUGCGCGCCAAAGCUCUUCAAUCUAUCAUUCAAUUGAUGGCCGAACAAGAGAUGUAUGAGUUCUAUCAGCACACAUACAAAGUCCAUAACCUGGACUGGUCUGUAGAUAAGGCCCGUAUGGUUCUCGAGGCCUGGCAGAGGAAGUUCGCUGAAGAAGUGCAGAAGUUUACGAACAACGACCACAAUCUCAAACAUCAAGACAUCCAUCUCUUUACGAGCACUUCAUUGAUGGAUAUAAUGAAGAAUUUUUCAGAUGUGAACGUGAAAAGGGUUGCGAUUGGAUAUAUACUUAUGUUGGUUUACGCCGGAUAUUCGCUCUCUAAGUGGAACAGUACUGGCGAUUCACUCAGUCUUCUGGGAAUAGCAGGCGUUAUAAUUAUUGGUCUUUCAGUCGCCGCUGGACUCGGAUUUUGCGCUUUAAUUGGCUUAGCAUUCAAUGCCUCCACAACUCAAAUAAUCCCAUUCCUGGCUCUGGGAAUAGGUGUGGAUAAUAUGUUUCUGUUGGCGCACACAUACUCUCAAAAUUCGGCGACACCUUUCAAAAAUAAAAGUGGUGAAUGUCUGAAACAGAUUGGAUCCAGUAUUUUGCUCACUUCAUUUGGCAACAUCUGUGCCUUUCUCGCCGCUGCAAUCAUUCCCAUUCCAGCCCUCAGAUGCUUCGCUCUUCAGGCGGCGAUUCUCAUAGCAUUUAUCUCAGUGUCGGUCAUAUUCCUGAUCCCAGCGGUGGCCAGCAUUGACCUCAGGAGGAGUCGGACAAAGCGAAAGGAUAAACCGUGUUGUCUAUACACUAGUGUUUCAAACACUGAUACCACUAAUCAAAUGAAGUCGAGUCACAAAAAACUGUUUCAUAAGAAUAAAAACGAUAUUAAGAAGUGUAUCGUUCAGGCACUGCCACCCGACCGCUCACAUGUGGUCACUAUUUUAGCGUCUGAUAAGAGUGUCAAACAACCAUUUCUAUGUAAAAAUGAUCAAAAAUUGUGUAAAUGUGCUGCAAAUGACAGUCAAGUGAGAGAACAGUGUGCUCUGGAUGUGAACAAAGUGGACAAACAGUGCAAAAAUUACAACAAAUAUACAUUAACUUAUUUCGCAGACAAUAUCUACGGACCAAUUCUGCAACGAAAACCAGUGAAAGCAGUCGUUGUGUUCAUGUUUUUAGUGAUUUUAAUAAUCAGUGUUACGGGUCUGUUACGCGUCGACGACGGACUCGACUUAACAGAUAUAGUGCCGCGAAAUACCAUUGAAUAUAGAUUUCUUAGUUUUCAGAGAAAAUAUUUUAGUUUUUUUAAUAUGUUUGCCGUAACUCAGGGUAACUUUGAAUACCCCAACAACCAGAAGCUGCUUCACGAAUAUCAUCAGGCGUUCACUCGUGUCGGACCCAUCAUUAAGAACGAUGACGGAGGACUUCCCGAGUUCUGGCUCACUAUGUUUAGGGACUGGUUGUUAGGUCUUCAGGAGGCCUUCGACAGGGACUGGAAGAAUGCAUGCAUUACUCGCGAGAAUUGGUUCGCAAACGCGUCCGACGAGGGAAUACUAGCGUACAAACUGUUAGUUCAAACCGGAAGGGUUGACAAUCCGGUCGACAAGUCAUUGGUAUUAAGUAUGCGAUUAGUGGAUGAGGUCGGAGUGAUUAACCCGAAAGCCUUCUACAACUACUUGACGGCGUGGGUGUCGAACGACGCGUUGGCUUACUCUGCAUCUCAGGCCAGUUUCAGACCAGAGCCGCGUCAAUGGAUUCACGUGGCGCAAGACGUUGAGCUCAAAAUCGCGAAAUCGCAACCUUUAGUCUACGCACAAAUGCCUUUCUAUUUAAAUAACAUGAGAACUACAGCGGAGAUCACGGAUACGAUUGAAGUGAUUCGAGCCAUUUGUCAGAAGUUUGAAGACAAAGGACUUCCAAACUUUCCGACAGGAAUUCCAUUUAUAUAUUGGGAACAAUACGUUAGACUUCGGUUCUACUUAUUUUCGGCACUCGUUGUCGUAUUGGCCGCAGUAUUUCUAGUGAUCAGCGCCUUUUUGCUCAACCCCUGGACCGCAACCCUUAUUGUCGCCAUUUUAAUCAUGAUUGUCAUUGAAUUGUUUGGUCUCAUGGGUUGGCUCGGCAUUAAACUAAGUGCUGUUCCCGCGGUUAUACUUAUAGUGUCCGUUGGAAUUGGUGUUGACUUCGUUUCUCACAUAACUCUGAGCUUUUUGAUGAGUAUUGGGAGCAGAAACCACAGAAUGAGAAUGGCUUUACAGCAUAUGUUUACUCCCGUCACUCAUGGCAUUGUCUCAACACUAUUCGGGAUCGUUAUGUUGGCCUUCUCUGAGUUUGAUUUUAUUAUAAGAUAUUUCUUUUAUGUGUUAUUUGGAGCGGUAUUAUUGGGAGCACUCAAUGGAUUGGUAUUACUGCCAGUCCUCCUCUCCCUGAUUGGUCCUCCAUCUGAGAUAAUCCCAUUCGACUACGAGGACCGCAUAUCGACUCCAUCCCCGGACCCGUCUCCGUGUGUGAACCGCAAAAAGCAGCGCUCAGUCAGUGGUCCGUACUUUUCUCGCCGAACGUAUCCGAGAGUUCAGUCGGAAAUAUCUCUGUCGACGAUAUCAGAAGAGCCGCAAUCAUACCAUUCUUCUCAUGAGAUUGUGGUUCAGCCGGAAUUCGUUGUCGAGACCACUACUAUCACUAACCCAAUGACCGGUUGCACUCAAACCAUAUCACAAACGUCUACCUCAGCCUCUACUACACCCACGUCUACUAAUGAGACAAAUGCAUCGGAGAGUCCGACGCCAUCGACUGAUCGCGAAAGUCCGGCAAUGAGUGAAAGCAGCGGCACGUCGUCUAUGAGUGAUAACAGUUGUGGUACCAAAUCAUCACUACCUCCUCAGGGCUUAUGUCAGUCUCAAUCUCAACAUACGGUCACCACUAAAGUGAUGGCAACCGCGAAGCUUAAGGUUGAAGUCCACGCGCCUUAUAUUGAUAGGGAAUUUAACUACAAUAGCAAUAGUCGGCCCAACAGUCGGAAUAGAGAUCAUUGCCGAAGACAUAGUCGCGCGUCUGACGCAUAAAAAACAAUUAGUUUUGUAUUUAAUUAAUUUAAACUCAAGUUAUAGAGUAAUUGGAGAU
This is a messenger RNA of Medioppia subpectinata, 4348 nucleotides long. The record is from the annotation of a GenBank genome assembly. NCBI's taxonomy places the organism in Eukaryota, Metazoa, Arthropoda, Arachnida, Sarcoptiformes, Oppiidae.